Molecule: messenger RNA, 2464 nt
Organism: Ornithorhynchus anatinus (platypus)
Lineage: Eukaryota; Metazoa; Chordata; Mammalia; Monotremata; Ornithorhynchidae
Gene: DPH6
Product: diphthamine biosynthesis 6
Biological process (GO): protein histidyl modification to diphthamide
Molecular function (GO): diphthine-ammonia ligase activity
Source: RefSeq, a predicted model, not a curated record
UGCGCGGUGACGUCACGGCGCGGUGACGUCGGCGGGCGUCGGAGCGAAGGGGAGGCCCGCGGCCGCCAUGAGGGUGGUAGCUCUCGUCAGCGGCGGGAAGGACAGCUGCUACAACAUGAUGCAGUGCGUGGCGGCCGGCCACCGGAUCGUGGCCUUGGCCAACCUCAGACCGGCGGAAAGCCCAGGCGGCACGGACGAGCUGGACAGCUACAUGUACCAGACUGUGGGCCACCAGGCCGUCGGCCUGUACGCGGAAGCCCUGGGCCUCCCCCUCUACCGCCAGACCAUCCUGGGGAGCAGCCUCAGCACCGGCCGCGUCUACGCCGAGUGCCGCGGCGACGAAGUCGAGGACCUGUACCGGCUCCUGAAGCGCGUUCGGGAGGAAGAAGACAUCGAGGGCGUGGCGGUCGGGGCCAUCCUGUCCGACUACCAGCGUGUCCGAGUGGAGGACGUGUGCACGAGGCUCGGGCUUCAGCCCCUCGCUUACCUGUGGCAGCGGAACCAGCAAGAUCUGCUCAGAGAAAUGAUCUCGUCGGGCAUCCGCGCCGUGGUCGUCAAGGUGGCGGCUCUGGGGUUAGACCCAGCCGAGCAUCUCGGAAAAUCGCUGGAACACCUGGAGCCUCAUCUCUUGAAGCUGGCGGAGCGGUACGGAGUCCACCCCUGCGGGGAGGGCGGAGAGUACGAGACCUUCACGCUGGACUGCCCCCUCUUCGAGAAGAGAGUGGUAGUGGACUCGUCGGAAGUGGUUUUGCACUCGGCGGACGCCUUCGCCCCCGUGGCCUACCUGCGCCUCUCGGGCCUGCACCUGGAGGACAAGCCGGCGGGGCGUCCGGACGAGCCUCUCGCGGGUAGCUGUCCCUGCGGCGCGGACCGCGGUCGGGAUGGGGCCCCGGCCGCGGCCCGGGACGAGGAGCCCGGCAGAGGAGGGGCGGGAGAGGACGAGGAGGAGCUGGAAGGCGGAGGAGAGGACGGGGAGGCGGGAGCCGGCCCCCCUCCUCCGACCCUGUGGCCCCCGGGCACGCCGCCGGACGGCCCGGCGGCCGGGUGCUCGGGGAAGGCCCCCGGCGGAUUCCGGUGGAUCGGGGGCCGCCCGGUCCGCCCCCUCCCGGCAGAAGGAGACGACGUCCGGGAAACCGCCCUCCGGGCCUUCCGCGCCUUCCGAGGGGCUCUCCGGGCCGAGGGGCUGGACUGCCGGGAUGUCCUGUUGGUGUAUCUGUACGUGAGGGACGUGGAUCGCUUCUCCGCCGUCGACUCGGCCUACGCCGCCGUGUUCGACGGGCGUCCGCCCGCCAGAGUCUGCGUGGAAGCCCCGCUGGCGUCCGGCGGUGCUGCUGCAGAUGGACGGCCUGGCCCAGGAGCGGCCCGGCCCGGGAGGCUGCGGGUGCGGAGCGUCUCGCACUGGGCGCCCGCCAGCGUCGGCCCCUACAGCCAGAGCGCCGGGGUGGGAGAGCUGGUGUGCUGCUCCGGGCAGAUCGGGCUCCGGCCCUGCACCAUGCAGCUGGUGGGCGGCGGCGCCGGAGCCGAGGCCCGCGUCGCCCUGGGCCACGUCCGGAAAAUCCUGGCCGCCUCGCGGCCGGGCCUCCGGCUCCGCCACGCGCUGUUUGCCCACUGCUACGUCACCCGCAGCGACUCCGUCCCGGCCGCGCUGGCCGCCUGGCACGCCGGCACCGAGGAACACGACCAGGAGGAAGAGCCGAGCGCCCCCGGGGACGGGGGAGCGUCCCCGCCGGCGUCGGCGGUGGUGACGGUGCUGGUGGUGCCCCGCCUGCCCCGGGGGGCUGCGGUGGAGUGGCACGUGGUGGCCGUCGCCGACGAGCCCGGCCGACGGAGGCACCGCAGGUGGCGGCGGGCCACCCGGGACUGGCGCGUCGAGUGCCGGGCGACGGAGGCCGGCGAAGCGUCCGGCGUCCUCGCCGCCUUGUCCCCGUGCCGGCCGCCCCCGCCGGGCCGCCGGGCGGACCCGGCCGAGGCCGCGGACCUGCUGGGGGAGGUGGUCCUGCGGGCCGCGGGCUGGUGCUCGGAGGCCGGCGGGGCCCCGCCGCUGGCCGUCAGGGGCUUCUACAGGCAGGGCGGCGUGGACCCGGAGGUUCUGUUCACAGGGCUGCGGCGGCGGCUGGGAGGGCGGCCGGGCGAGACGGCUCCGGCGCUGGUCACGGUCCCGGUGAGCGACAUCCCCGACGGCGCGAUCGCCCACGUGACCUGCUGGCUCGCACGGUAGCUCGGGAGGCGAUCGCCCUUCCCCCCGCGCCCCACGGACAAGACAGGCGGGGGAGGUGGGGGGCAGAGCCGGAUCCUCCCGUGGUCAUCCCUGGCCUGGCCGGGCAGGCGGCCCCGGGCGCCGGACGCCGGACUGGGCGCUGGGGCCCGGCGGCCAUUGGCUCGGGGCAUGGGAGCGGAGUGACACUUUACCCACCACACCCUGGGGCCCAGUCCCGCUGGAAAUAAAAAGUUUUUUUUAACCGAA